Messenger RNA from Penicillium macrosclerotiorum, 828 nucleotides. Its product is annotated as dodecenoyl-CoA isomerase. Lineage: Eukaryota; Fungi; Ascomycota; Eurotiomycetes; Eurotiales; Aspergillaceae. The transcript has 2 exons. Bases 1 to 828 code for a protein of 275 amino acids. Gene Ontology annotation, cellular component: peroxisomal matrix. Gene Ontology annotation, biological process: fatty acid beta-oxidation. The record is from RefSeq and is a predicted model, not a curated record.
AUGUCUAACGAGCAGCUUAUCACCCUCUCGUACCGCGACCGUGUCGCAAUCGUCACGCUCAACCGCCCCGACAAGCUCAAUGCGCUCAACCAGGACCUAUACUACCUGCUCGGCGAGCGGCUUCGAGAAAUUGACCAGCGAGAGGAUAUCUACAUUACUGUCCUGACCGGGACAGGCCGGUUCUUCUCCGCUGGCGCCGAUGUGACCAGCUCUCGACCCAGCGGCGACCUCAGCUCGAGUGUCCGUCGUGAGCUCGUCAAGGGAUUUGUUGCCAAUAACGUCGACGUGACUCGCACCUUCUACAACCACAGUAAAAUCCUCGUCGUCGCUCUGAACGGACCCGCCGUCGGCCUCUCCGCCGCCCUCGUUGCCCACGCAGACUUCAUUUACGCCGCCCCGCACGCCUUCUUGCUUACUCCCUUCUCCUCACUCGGUCUCGUCGCCGAAGGUGGAGCUAGCCGCGCCUUUGUCGAGCGCCUCGGCAUCGCGAAGGCCAAUGAGGCGCUCAUUAUGAGCAAGCGGAUUACCUGCGACGAGCUCGUGGCAGCCGGGUUCGUCAACAAGGUGAUCCAAGCCCCAUCAGGCAACAAGGAGGAUUCGGAUGGGUUCCUGAAGAGCGUGUUGGCUGAGGUAGAUGACCGACUGGGCACGCAUCUGAACCAGUCCAGCUUGCUGAAGAUCAAGGAGCUGGUGCGCCGGCCAGAGCGGGAGCUUUUGGAUCGCCAGAACGGGCUGGAAGCGUUUAUGGGACUGGAACGCUUCUUGGGAGGCGUGCCACAGGAGGAAUUCCGCAAGUUGGCGUCGGGCGAGAAGAAGCACAAGCUGUAA